Messenger RNA from Papilio xuthus (Asian swallowtail), 1618 nucleotides. Lineage: Eukaryota; Metazoa; Arthropoda; Insecta; Lepidoptera; Papilionidae. The record is from RefSeq and is a predicted model, not a curated record.
AAGCGCUCUCUCACUGGUGCAGUGGAGCGCCAACUCUAUUCCAAUCAACAUAUCCCAAUAAUUACUAAUUAGCCAAACGAUCGCGUGCCAAAUAUUUUAAAAAAUAAACAAUAAAAAAUCUUUGUGCUAACCUGUUCUUUGGCCACAAUUAAGUGGAAAUGAUAAGCGAUAAGAUUUUGUUGUGCGUGUUACUUACUACGGUGUGGCGUGUAACAGAAGCUGCCAGCAUACCUUUUCUGAGGCCUGCACACAUAGCAGAUCUAAGAUAUGUCACAGAGAAGAGUGCAGAAGUACAGAGCCCAGUACAGGUGAUCCACGGGCGCGUACGAGAGGGGGUGCCACCGCCACUAUGCGCGGGCCGCUGCGCUUCGCCCCCUGCAGGCCCCGUAUGUGCUUUCGACGCGGCUGGCACCGCGCGAACUUUUGCAACCCUCUGUGAACUGGAGGCCGUGUCUUGCCGCGAAAGUACAUAUUACGCGAUAACCAGUCUCGGUGAAUGUUAAGAAAAAGAUGUUCAUUAUAAACCAAAGAACAUUCAUUUUAGUUUAUAGAAAUUAACCGCCUUCAUUAUAAUGAUACAAGGACCUUAUGGCAGUUUUUUGACAUUGACAGGGGUGAUAAGUUUUAGUGUUACCAGUAGCAAAAAUUUCCUUGCAACUACCGAAAUUCGCCAAUGGUAAAUACAACAAUUUGUAAGCAAGUUAGUGCGUACUUUUUAAAUUGAUUAUCCACACAAAUAAUACAACUUAAGGUUUAAAAAAAGUACAAGGUAAAUUUAUUUUAUUAAGCAUGAGCAAUGCUUAAAAUUAAUAAAGAUUGCUUGCACGAUAGCUUCAUCAUACCCAUGGUCCUGGUAAAAGCAAUUAAAACUUUACUUUAAAGCGUCACACGUGACAUUUGCUUGAAUUUUGAAAAUAUAAAAUGGCAACAUUAUCGCGUGCAGCUGCCGCUUCCUUAUUGGUCAAAAUAUGACGCUGUCAAGAUGACAUUGUUAGUUCACAUAUUUUUCGACUGUCGUAAGAUCCUUGUGGAACUAUAUUCAACAGGAAAAUUUUGUCAAAAUUAAUUUAGGUUUCGUUAAACUAAAACAAACUUUUAAAAAUAUUGUAUUAUUGUGAAAGUUAAAAGUAAUUUCUUUAGUUUAUAAAAUUUUAAAAGUCUUAUUCCGCCUUUAUUAAACUGCGGUCUUUAUGUAUGGUCAAUAAGUUCUUACAUUCUUUAUGAAGUAAGUGAUUGCCUUUAAUAUUAUAAUUCUAGAAACAUUUGAUGAUUAAACUUAAUUCAUCAUCUUUAUUUUUUUUUUCAAUAAAAAUGAACAUAGUUUUAAAAAUCCGUAAUUUAUGUGGCAAUUUUUCCAAAAUGUCUGACAAUAUAUUGCAAAUCAAUGUAUCGAUUUUUUUAAAUAUGUUUUAGCAGCUUCCAUUAAAAAUAAUUAGAAAAAUAAACAACAAAAUACAUAUUAAAAUUUAAAGAAAAAAAUUAGAAAGCAUUGCUCAAAAGUACUCUUAAGAAAGAAAAUAUUACCGAUUAUUUGCAAAUAUUGUUGGCAAUGCUUUACCAGUAGUAUUAAGAUAUAAGUAGUAUAGGUUAAAUAUUAUUUAUUGUACAAAGUACACUU